UUCAUUUUUUAUAUCAACAAAUAUUAAAUGCCGAUCAUGACUUGUACUGAUAUUUUUAUCCAUGAAGCUGCAGUUUGUUUACAGCAAGCUGCAUUUUAGUUUUUGUCUAAGUGAGUGCGUGUAGAAAAAAUAAAAAACUAAAAGGGACAAAAAAAAUUGGGAAGUUAAGGCUUUAUUGAGGAAUUAUAUGGAGAGAUCUGUAAUAAAGAUAGCAUUUUUACAUGUUAUUUUGAUAGUUAAUGUAGUUAGAGUCAGAGGUUUUUACCAAAACAGACAGCCUUACAGAACAGCAUUUCAUUUUCAGCCCCCUAAAAACUGGAUGAAUGGUAAAUUUCUUGUUUUCGAAACAAAUUUCUCUUUUGUAUGGCUGUGUACUGUUUAGUGAUAGAAAUACUCUCUGCCUUCUUUGAGACCUAUUGAUUUUUUUAUAUAAAAUGUUUAUUUUUGUUUUUGUUUUUGCUGCCGUUGCUUCUUGGCACGUCCAUUGGUGUGUGUGCACGCUGAUCCACUGACUAUAUGGCUUCAAAGACCCAAAUGUCGAUCCCAAGAAAUCUUUUGCUUGAUAAAAGCGGCCAGUCCAAGAACUCGAAAAGCUUCGUGGUGGAAACGUUUCGUUUCGAAAUACCGCAUUUGAAAGGCAUUGAGUUAAUUGACGAUCCACUAAUCGAUCCUCAACUUUUAUGCGUUCGGAUGAAUGCAACAGUUAACGGUGUUUUUGGGCCGUUUGGUUUGUUUGUAUUGGCCUCAAAGGACUUGACAGAACAAACUGUCGUGUUUUUCCGGAUAUUUAAACUUAGAAGUAGCGGUAAAUAUGUGGUGCUUAUGUGCAGUGAUCAGAGCAGGUAUACUGUAGACCAUUCAAUAAUAGAGAGUUUUGGUGGAAAAGGGAAGAGUUGUAUUACUGCUAGAGUUUAUCCAAAGUUGGCAAUUUUCAAUAACUCUCACAUUUAUGCAUUUAACAAAGGCAAAGAGAAUGUCAUUAUUUCAAGUCUAAAUGCUUGGAGCAUGAAGAAAGCUCAAAUUGCACAAGUUCAUAGGAGAAGAAAGCCCUCAAUCAGUUGAGAUGAGAACAUAUCAUUGUCCACAAUCGUGCUUUUCACUUUGAAACGUUCAAUGCCUUUAGAUGGAUCAAGUUUUAAGAUAUGUCUUUUAGGCCCCAUUAAGUUUCAACUCUAUUGAUUUAUUUAUUUUUGUAUAAUAAAUCAUGGGGUGAGACCUAAGUGAUGAUGAUUAGAACAGUCUGAUAAAAAAAACAUUAAGUUUCAUUAUAGAUUAGAGGGUUUUGUUUCUUUGAGGAGAGUACAUUAGAUAAAGAAUUUCAAUGAAUCCAUAUAAAUUGGAUCUGAAAAUCCUUGUAAGAGUUCGAAGAAUGAACCCAAGCAAAUGUUUUCAAGAAUGAAGGAUUUUUACUUGGAUAUUGCUCGUUUCGGUUCUAGCUUACUUCGGUUUGGUAUUUUAACCUAACUCUAUAGUGCUCGGUUAUGUUCGGUUACUCAAGAAAGGUGC
Striga asiatica is the source of this 1506-nucleotide messenger RNA. NCBI's taxonomy places the organism in Eukaryota, Viridiplantae, Streptophyta, Magnoliopsida, Lamiales, Orobanchaceae. The record is from the annotation of a GenBank genome assembly.